AACUCUGAGAGGGAACACAAUGAUUGAGGUAGAGAACACCGACAGAACAGGAAAAACAGAGACAAAGUGGAGAAUGAAAGUAAGAGCGGAUUGAAAAGCUCAGCUGUAUUGACUUUAAAUGGAUAUGGUAAUAAAAAUGUCUGAGGAUGUAAUAGCUGGAGAAGAAGGUUUGAUGUGCUAAUCUCUUGAAAGAAUCAGACACUCAAUGUUAUCUCGCCUAUUAAUCACAAAUAACUAUAAAAUCAUAUUUCUUUAAAAAGAAUAUAUUACUGUAGCUCAAUUGGUAGAGCAUUGCAUUUGCAUUUACACAUUUGGCAGACGCUUUAAUCCAGAGCAUUACAAAUUAUACAUUUUUAAUCAGCGUGGGUUCAAAUCCAUGACCUUUUACGCUGCUAACGCAGUGCUGUACCACUGAGCUAUACAGGAGCACAGAACAUAGGUCAGGGGUUCGACUCCUAGGAAACACAUAUAUUGAUCAAAUGUAUAGCUUGAUUAAAGCAUGCUGAAUGCAUAAAAGUAAUGACACCUGUAUCUUUCUGUAUUGAUUAAUACAUUAAAAUACCUCUCAAAAUAGGGGAUCAGGGGGUGUUUCACAUAAGAGCUGAGCAUUUAUUAGGUAUAAACACUGAUCUGAAAUCUGAAAUAUGUGAUAAUGUGAGGCAGUAAAACAGGACUGCGGCAGUAAUAAAGACAGCUAAAUGCUGCCCUCGUGUGUUGUGAUGGAGGUAAAACAUCUUCACAGUUUUUAAUCUUCAGUAUUCAAGCAACUGCAAGUCAAAUCGCUGGAUUUUAAAACGGUACUCACAAUCUGUCUGGUAAACGUAUAUAGGAUAUCCUAUUUUAAUUUCCCCAGUUUAACAAAUUCCGUUUAACUUUCGAUUUAUUUUACAAUUUUAAAAACUGUAAGCUGCAUUUUUAAAAAAUAAAGCGGAAUUUUUAAGCUCGGUACUACCUUCAUGGACGGCACACCAAACCCGUUUUUAUAAGCGUAUUCCGGUAAAAAAAGUAAAUCAUCAAUCGUGACAGACUGACGAAUCCUGGAGGAGGAGCUCUGUGCAGAAUGUUGUGAACCUUGGCGCAUGCGCAGUAGUUGGAGCAACCUGGAAAAGGUGUUUUGUAGAUCUCAAGAAACAGAUUUUAUGCUAUUACGUUAGUUGAUGUAAGACUUAAUUAUUAUAAUUAUUACUUAAUUAUUAUUAAUACAAAACAGUGUGACAAUCACGGUGUGAACUUCCGACCUCAGGUGCUGGACACGCCCACAAAGAGAGAGCGAGAGAGAGAGAGAGAGAGAGAGAGAGAGAGAGAGAUGUAAAACAGGUUUUCUUUAGUUUUUAUUUUCACACACACGCCCAUCACAAACUGCGACAGCUUCGAGAGAGUACGACAGAAUACUUCAUUAUGCAGUGCCCACAAUCUCCAGGGCGUCUCCUGUCAGAGGAGCAGUUCUCCUGUUCCAUCUGUCUGGAUGUGUUCGUGGAGCCCGUCUCCACUCCUUGCGGUCACACCUUCUGUAAGGCCUGUCUGCAGGGCUUCUGGAACCACAGCAAGAAGAUCCUUUGCCCCAUGUGCAAGAAGACGUUCUCCAGAAAACCCGAGCUCAGCGUCAACUGCGUGCUGGCUGAGAUCGCCCAACAGUUUCAGGGUCUGAGCACGGCGUCCCCUGCCGGAGUGCCCGGAGCCGAUAGCGCGCCGGCUGCACAGAGAGACGACGACGGCGGAGACUUUGCCAAACCGGGAGAAGUACCCUGUGAUGCCUGCAUCGGGAGGAAGAUGAAGGCCUUGAAGUCCUGUCUGAACUGCCCGGGUUCCUUCUGCGAAGCUCACCUGCGUCACCAUAAGAAGGGAAAGGCUUUGACCGGACACAAGCUGGUGGACCCCAUACACAACCUGGAGGACAAGAUGUGCAAGAAACACGAACGCCUGCUGGACGCCUACUGCCGAAACGAACACGUGUGCGUCUGUAAGGAAUGCGUGGAGACCUCGCACAAAUCUCACAACGUCGUCUCCGCUGAUCGAGAGUGGAAGAAAAUAAUGAGUCAGCUGGGGAAGAAACGCUCAGAACUGAAACUUAUCAUCAAGGAGCGAGAGAAGAAGCUGGAGGACAUUAAGCACUCCACAAAAGUCCUGAAAGAGAACAGUCAGAAGGAGAUCGAGGAGAGCUGGGCGGUUUACGCUGAGCUCCAACGAAUCCUGGAGCAAUCUCAGGCCGAGCUUUUGGACGCUAUCACAGCCAGACAAAAACAAGCCGAACAACAAUGCAGAGAUCUCACCAGCAGCAUGGAGCAAGAGCUGGAGGCGCUCAGAAAAAGAUCCAGUGAGCUGGACGCGCUGGCUCAGACACAAGACAAAGUCAUGUUCCUACAGUUUCUUCCGUCUCUACCUCCGCCACCCGAGCCGUCCGAUUGGUCAGCUGUGUCCGUGAACACAGAUCCGCACAUCCACACCAUCAGGAAGUCCGUCUGCUCCCUAAUGGAGAAAUUCCAGCAUGAGGUCAAACGAGUUUAUGGGAAAGAACUCAGAAAGCUGCAAAACUAUGCAAGUGAGGUGAUCAUGGAUCCUUCCACAGCCCAGCGUGAUUUGUGUCUUUCUGAAGACGGACGUCAGGUGCGCUAUGAAGAGCAGCGCAAGAGCAGUUCGCAUUCGGACACGCCGCGACGCUUCAGCCCGGCUCUGUUCGUCCUGGGACGCGAGGGGCUGUCGUCGGGCAGACACUACUGGGAGGUGGACGUAGGCCAUAAAACAGCAUGGACACUGGGCGUCGCACGGGGUUCAGCCCGACGCAAAGGAGACAUCCGGCUCAAUCCUGAAGGAGGCUUCUGGUGCUUAUGGCUGAAAAACGGCGAGGUGAAGGCCCUCGCCGGCAACAGGGUUCCUGUGAACGUCUCCACGCUGCCCCAGAAGGUGGGCAUCUUUCUGGACUGUGAAGCCGGUCAGGUGUCCUUUUACGACGUGAGGGCUCGCUCUCAUCUUUACACGUUCAGCGAUACUUUCACCGAGAGUUUGUACCCCAUCUUUAGUCCCUGCAUCAACCAGGAUGGAAAAAACCCCGGACCACUGAUCAUCCCGUCGUUCAAACACACCGGUGACGGAGACAUCAGCUGUGCUACAUGUCACUGCUGUCCAGAGCAGACGGUCAGUGUGUUCAGUGUCAUUCAGCUACAACAGACCACUGGAAUGGCAUCACCCACCAGUAUGUUAGCUGAAGAGCAGGUGCACUGUUCAAUCUGUUUAGAGAUGUUUACCAACCCCGUCUCCAUUCCCUGUGGACACAACUUCUGCAUGGCUUGCAUCGGCAGCUACUGGAAGUCCAGUGCUCUCUUCAUGUGUCCGAUGUGCAAAAAGACCUUUCUCAAGCAGCCCGACAUCAGCAUAAACACAGUGCUGCGAGAGAUCACAGAGAAGUUCAAAGAGAUGAAAGCCUACCCAGUCCAGAACCUCCAGAGAACAAUGCAGCUCGAUCCCGGACGAGCCCCCGAAGAGCUCCCUGCAGACUUGCCCGAGCUGAUUCCACCUGACGGGCCGCCGGCACAGGGCGUGCCCUGCGACGUUUGCACUGAACACAGGCAACGGGCCGUGAAGUCGUGUUUGGUUUGUUUGACGUCUUAUUGCGAGGAGCAUUUGAAGAGCCACACUGCUCGCUUUACCAAACACAAACUGAUAGAGCCGGUGCGGAACCUGGAGGAGCGCAUGUGCAAGAAACACGAGAGAUUAUUGGAGCUCUUCUGUAAGAAAGAUCAGACCAUUGUGUGUGUGCUGUGCACAGAGAUGGACCACAGGGCCCAUUACACUGUGCCGGUCGAACGAGAGUGGACCGAGAAAAAGGCUCUGCUGCGUAAGACUGAAGCUGAAGUUCAACAUAUGAUCCACGAGCGUCUGAAGAAAGUUAAGGAUUUCAAACACUCAAUAGAGCUAAACAAAGCCAGUGCUCAAAGAGAGAUCGAGGACAGCAUGCAGGUGUUCACAGAUCUGAUCCGAGCGGUCCAGAAACUCCAGGCUGAGCUGGUGCUGGAUGUUGAGGAGAAACAGAGGAAGACGGAGAACUGGGCCAACGAUCAAAUAAAGGAACUUGAGAGAGAAAUCGAUGUGCUAAAGAUGAGAAACACAGAGUUAGAGUAUCUCGCUCACACCGAAGAUCACAUCCAUUUCUUACAGAACUUUACAUCAUUAAUGUCUCAUCCACACACUAAAGACUGGUCUGAGAUCUGUGUGCCUGCAGAACAGUGUGUGGGAACCAUCAGAAGAGCUGUGCUUAAACUGGACCAGACGCUCACUGAAGAAACAGACAAACUUGUUGAACUAGAGCUAAGGAGGAUUCAAAAAUAUUCAGUUGACAUCACCUUUGACCCGGACACUGCCAACCCUUGGCUCCAGCUGUCCGAGGACGGGCAUCAAUUGCGUCACCUGGGGGCGUGGCAGGAUUUGCCCGACACCCCCGAGCGCUUCGAUACAGUGGUCAUCGUUCUAGGGCGCGAAGGUUUCACGUCCGGACGGCGAUACUGGGAGGUUCAGGUGGGCGAGAAGGACGACUGGUACCUGGGUGUGGCCCGGGCAUCCGUGAACAGAAAGGGGAGAAUUUCAGUGAGCACACCUCACGGUUACUGGGCUUUAGCAAUGAAGAAAAGUCAAGAGUAUCGAGUUUCCUCCUCACCGCCCCUCCUGCUCUCUAUUGAACCCAAGUUGAAAAGAGUCGGCGUGUACGUCGAUUAUGAAGAAGGACAGGUGUCGUUUUAUGACGUACAAGCCAAAAGUCAUAUCUACACUUUUAUUGACUCGUUCAAAGAGAAACUCUAUCCAUUUUUUUACCUGUACUGUUGUGAUAAGGCCUCUGACACCAUGACUAUCUGUCCUGUAGAGGAGAAAUCACAUGUGAAAGAGUGUUGAAUUACCUUUGACAGAAUUUCCUUUUGUGAUUGAAAAUUGAUGGAAUUAAAGGUAAAAUUGAGAGCACCA
This is a messenger RNA of Misgurnus anguillicaudatus (oriental weatherfish), 4950 nucleotides long. The record is from RefSeq and is a predicted model, not a curated record. Lineage: Eukaryota; Metazoa; Chordata; Actinopteri; Cypriniformes; Cobitidae.